CAAAUUAAAUAUCUAUUUUUCUCUGGAAAUUAAUAUUUUCAAAUGAUAACAAUACCACAUGAGUAAUAAAAAUUUAAAACAAAAUGUUAACUACAUUAUUUCGAAUUUCCCUCCCCAAACAUCUAAUAAAAAUAUAUCUGUAAAUUUCAAUGAAAUUGAUCGGUAGGCCUUAUCGAUACCUCAUUUUUCUGGAGAUUAUAGAUACAAAACAACAAGGCCCUUAUAAAAUAUUAACUCAAAACAUUGAAUAAUAGGUUGCGUACACGUUCAUUUAAAUUUAAUUGAUUAUCCAAUAAGAAGCGUCUUCUAAUUAAAUCUAUUUAUCCCCCUUAGAAAUAGGCUUAUAAAAGAGCGAUUUCUGGCUCAUUCGAACCUUAUUUUUAAAAAAAAAAUUUGGUAAUGAAAGCGUACCUGCAACAGACUGUUACGCGGUUAUGUUAUAUUUGAGUAAGAAUCUUUUUCAUACUUGUUGUUUUUAUCUAACUCUCUCAGUAAUAACGUAUUUAAAAAUUAAUAAUAUUUUCUUUUUAUUUAUUAUUAUUUUAUUUAAGUUUUAAAUAUUUAAUAAUCAUUAGAACAAUUAAUUUUUGUAUAAAUUUUAUUAUUGUGAGUUAAUCCUAUUUCAAAAAUCUACCUUAACACAUCGUCCGGUUGAAACUAUUGGCAAAACAAUAGUCUGUGCGUGUCACUAAGUAGAUCGUAGAGUGUAUUUUACAUUUAGAUAAAUACGUGUUCGAUUGAUUGCAUAAGACAAUGAUGGUGUAUUAAGAUCAUUACCCUUGCACAUCCAGCGGUUGAAACUAAUGGUAAAACAAUAGUUUGUGACGUGUCACGAGGGAUUGAUUCUUGUUUGCUAUCACGUUCUUUUCGGCAGCAGUUUUAGACUCUGUAAGGGCCGCGUAUCAACGAGUAUUAUCUCCGAUGGUAUUAGCCACUCUGUCUUUAACUAUGUCGACUCUCAUAUCGAAUACACAAUUUAUAUAUUUUAUUUAAAUACAUUACAAAUAUAAUAAAAAACAAAAAUAUUUAUAUGCCAAGUGUAGAAAGGAUUUAAUGUGAAAUAAUAUUUCAAGUUUAAUUUUUCUUUCAAAAGUAACUCAUUAAAUCAAAGUCAGUUCUUUUAUUUUUGAAAAUAUAUUUAUAAAAACGAUGAAGCUAGUUGGACACAAGCCAACAAUGUAUUUACAACUGAUUUCAAUACAAAAUGAUAAAAAAGAAGUAUUAAAGUGAACUCGUAUUCUUCCCGUAGUCAAUGCUGGAUGUUUAGGUGGCAUGGAAAUGAAAUACAUCCAUCUCGACAACUUUUUAAAUAUACAAGGUGUAUAGUAAGUAAGGAAACAGAUGGAACAAUGAAACAGAAAGAUAAUCAAGUUGUUUUAAAAAUAAAAACUGAACAAACGGAUAAUAAUUUUCAAUCUCAACAUGUUAAUUUAGGUCCUAAAACUUUUAUUUCUAAUAACGCAACAUUAAAAAAACCUAAAGGUUUACAUUAUGCAAUAAAAAAAAUGUGUACUGUGCCAUUUUGUAAUAGUAGAAGACGUGAAAAUGAAAAAACCAAUUUUUUUUUUAAAUUUCCCAAGGAUGAUAAUCUUUGUGCUGUUUGGAUAAAAAACUGUGGAGUGGAGUAUCUUAUUGAAAAAGUUAUUUCUCCUAAAUGUCCUAGAGUAUGUGAAAAACAUUUUGAAAGAAAAAUGUUUAUAUGUGAUAAUAGACUUUUGAGAACUGCAGUGCCAACAAUAUUUGACGAUGAAUUUUUAAAAUAUAAAGAACUGAAUGAUAGUCAAGUUGCUUUAGAAUUGCAAAGGAGAAGUGUAAAUAGUGAAUUUCAAUAUGAUAAUAUUAAUUCAUUUUCUGAGACUAAAAUAUCUAACGAUGUAAAAUUUAUACAACCAUGUAGCACACAAGAUGUUUUAUUAACUAUUACUGAGGACCAUUUAAAUGAAACAAAAGGCGAUAUUUUGAAUUAUUUAGUGUUCAAGGCAGAAAUAGACAAAACAAAAGAAUUCGGUGUUUUCAAUUUAACUCACCAAAAUAUGAGUGAAAACAUAAAUAAUUCAGGAUUACAGUCCAAAAUUAGUGACUUUUUAUAUGAACCAUGUACGAGUAGCUCUUUAUCUUCAAAUAUUAAUUUUUUCAAUCAAACGGUUUGUUCAACAAAUGAUAGUUCAAUGUAUCAAAAAUGUAUAAUUGAAAGACAACCCAAAGAAGAUGUAAAAAUAUUUAAAAAAUCACAUAAAAAAAAGCGUAGACGAUAUAUUUCACCACGUUACCUGAAAUUAAGUGAAAAAUAUUUACCAAAUGAUCUAUUUCAAAAAGUUAAAUCCCACAUAGAAAAACAAAGGAGUAUAUUUGGUAAUUUUUGAAAUGUUUGUAAUUAUGAAUUUUAAUUUAUUAUUGGAAUUUAUUUUAUUGUUAAGUAUAAAAAAAAAGUAAAUUUUUUGUAUUCUUAUGCAUAUAUUUUUAUAUAAAUUUUAUAAAUUAUAUAUUAUUAUAUCAAAAUUUUAUUAUAUGUUUUAGCUUUGUUAUAAUUUUUAUAAAAUAUUAACCUUACAAUGAUGUGAAUUUGUUUAUUUAUUUGUGG
This is a messenger RNA of Daktulosphaira vitifoliae (grape phylloxera), 2581 nucleotides long. RefSeq names its product 52 kDa repressor of the inhibitor of the protein kinase-like. The transcript has 4 exons. Lineage: Eukaryota; Metazoa; Arthropoda; Insecta; Hemiptera; Phylloxeridae. Gene Ontology annotation, molecular function: sequence-specific DNA binding. The record is from RefSeq and is a predicted model, not a curated record. Bases 1260 to 2363 code for a protein of 367 amino acids.